GUGAUUUGAUGCUUUGCCGCCAUCUGGUGGCCAGCUUUAGUACUUCCGGUCAGAUCAAGAUGGCGACGGGAGUCCUUCAGAAAGUCUGCAGGGGGUUUGGUUCGGCUAAAAAUGGGGCGCACACAGCCGGACAGCACGUGUUUUGGGUCAGUAGAGGCUUCUCAGCGUCCAGUCGCACGUGCAGCGAGGACAGCUGGUUCAAAUCCCUGUUUGUCAGGAAAGUAGAUCCCAGAAAAGACGCACACUCCCAGCUCCUGACCAAAAACGAGGCGAGCAACCUCUACAAAAUUCAGUUCCAUAAUGUCAAACCCGAGUGCCUGGAUGCGUACAACAAACUUUGUGAGGAUGUUUUGCCAACUAUUCAUGCUGAUAAGUACUACCCCUGCGAGCUGGUAGGAACCUGGAAUACCUGGUAUGGAGACCAAGACCAGGCUGUUCAUCUGUGGCGCUACAGAGGAGGAUAUCCAGCCCUGACUGAAGUCAUGAACAAACUCCGGCAGAACAAGGAGUUCACCGCCUACAGGAAGGAGCGUGGAAAGAUGCUGCUGUCCCGCAGGAAUCAGCUGCUGCUGGAGUUCAGCUUCUGGAACGAGCCUGUUCCCAGAGAGGGCCCCAACAUCUAUGAGCUCAGGUCUUACCAGCUCAGGCCUGGAACCAUGAUCGAGUGGGGUAAUUACUGGGCCAGAGGGAUCCGACACCGGCAGCGUAACAAAGAGGCGGUUGGAGGCUUUUUCUCACAGAUCGGGGAUCUCUACAUGGUCCAUCACCUCUGGGCUUACAAAGACCUGCAGUCUCGUGAAGAGACGAGAAACGGCGCCUGGCAGCAGGAGGGCUGGCACGAGGCUGUGUAUUACACAGUGCCUCUCAUCCAGCACAUGGAGUCUCGGAUCAUGAUCCCUCUGAAGGCCUCCCCGCUGCAGUGAGGCGCCCCCUGAGAAUGUUACAACCAACGCAGAGCGUCGCCGUCACGGGUUCGACCUUCUGUCCGUGCUGCUAAACAUACUUUUCCCUUCUUCUUCCACUUAGACGACACUGCUUAACUGGUUAUUCCAGAAGGGGCGCGAGCUCUGUGCAUUCCACGUUUAGAAUACCCAAUUAAAACCUCCUGAUGGUCAUCAUGUGGCGCCACAUUAAAACGCUCGUUUUCAAAUUAAGAGCCAAUUACUUGAAGGGGGCGGGAUCAGAAAAAGGGGGGCAAAGAACAUCGUUUACUGCAGUAGCCAUUUAUUUAUUUUACGCAGAUUUAGAGUAAAUAUGAAAAAAAAAAAGUAUUUUCUUUGCCAACUGUGACAUGGUGAACAAAGUGGGUGUCAUACUUUUAUAUGUGCUCCUCGAUGAGCUAACACUGUUACGUUUCGGUGGUUUUGGUUCUCCUGUAAACCCUGUAAAUGUUCAUGCUUCAUGGUGUUGGUAACUAUCGCUUCCACCUUUCCUCUCGUGAAACAAGCAUGCUUGGUUUAAAAAACAAACAUUUUAAAAAGUCCAGCAUGAAUUCUGACAGAUGGGCAAUCAUGCUUUUUAACUGUAAUAAACUACAUUUAUCUGGAACAAUAUAACAGAAGACAAAAAAUUAAAAAGUCUUUCAACUUUG
This is a messenger RNA of Oryzias melastigma (Indian medaka), 1591 nucleotides long. RefSeq names its product nipsnap homolog 2 (gene nipsnap2). The coding region runs from base 9 to 923 and encodes 304 amino acids. The record is from RefSeq and is a predicted model, not a curated record. Gene Ontology annotation, cellular component: mitochondrion. NCBI's taxonomy places the organism in Eukaryota, Metazoa, Chordata, Actinopteri, Beloniformes, Adrianichthyidae. The transcript has 10 exons.